CGGAUUUGCUGGACUAUUCGGUCAAUUCUUUGACUUGUCUUUGCUAUCACUUCUCCAAAUCAAGCAAUUAAUUGUUUUUUGUCCUGUUGAAAGCCAUGGGAAUCAUUACUUUCGCCGCGUAUCUGCGUGCAUCACUGGUAGUGUGGUUGCUUUUACUUUCUCGUUCGGUGCUGUCAUUCUGCGUGUCUGAGUUUGAAGUACGACAUCUGCCUGGCAGUCCUUCUUUGCCGCGCAGCUGGGCUGGCCGGCUUCCUGUUCCAGAUAUGCCUGAGGGGAACGCUCUCUUUUUCUGGCUCUUCGAGACUGAAGACCCCAUGUACGAUGAUAAUCUCAUCAUCUGGUUUGCCGGCGGGCCCAGCUGCUCAUCUCUUGUUGGAUUGACCUCCGGAAACGGGCCCAUCUCUUUCGUGGGCGAUUCCUCCAAACUGGCACGAAAUCCGUAUUCUUGGACCAAGCUUGGCCAUGUCCUCUACGUUGACCAGCCAGUGGGCACAGGGUUUUCGACUGCUAGUGACCCUUACCCAGUGGCAGAUAAUGACCAAGUGACAUCCAGUUUCUACAGAUGGCUGAAGUCGUUCUUUGCUCGGUUUCCGCAUCUGCAGUCAAAGCGAGUCCAUUUAAUUGGAGAAUCAUACGCGGGUAUCUAUGUCCCAUACUUUGCAACUGAGAUUGUGAAGAAUCACGAUUCGUUCCCUAUCAAUCUCCAAUCCCUCUCGAUGGGAGACGGCGCUUGGGCAAACGCAGCAACCCUAUCGUCCGUAGGCAUUGGCAGCUACCUCCAGUCUCAGAGCGAAAUCCUUGGCAUACCCGAUGACAUCCUUGCCGCAUUCGCCGAGGCAGAUCACAUAUGCGGGUUUGACACGAUUCUCAGGGAAGCAAGUCUCUACCCCCCGAAGGGGAAGCUGCAUAUCCAAGGCAAUCCGCAGGGUCUUAACAUGAAACGCCGCGAUGAGCUCAGGAAUAACGGACACAAGCUUAAACGCCUCCUACCGCAGCACCGACGUCGUCUUAUGCCUCUUCAACGCCGGAGCUUGCCUAACACCCUAAACCCCCUCUGCAACAAAUAUCCAAAGACCCCAACACAGGUCCUCAACUCCAUCCUAAACAACACCUGCUACGGAUCCUGUGCCACCUUCUCCACAGUCCUCGAUUACCUCGGCACAGCCGAAGCUAACCCUUGCUUCGACAUGUACGAUAUAACCGCAACCUGCAACACCCCAGAUCCCAGCCUCCUAGCAAGUACAUAUUUCAGCCGCAUAGACGUUCAAUCAGCACUAAACAUCAUCGCUCCAUCAUCAUCAGAUACAGAAACCUCCUUACCCUUCACAGCUUGUAACAUGUCGGUGUUCACUUCACCCUCCAGAAACAACCCACUCCGCCCGCAUAUUCGCUCCUCCCAACCCUGGUGA
This is a messenger RNA of Monascus purpureus, 1409 nucleotides long. NCBI's taxonomy places the organism in Eukaryota, Fungi, Ascomycota, Eurotiomycetes, Eurotiales, Aspergillaceae. The record is from the annotation of a GenBank genome assembly.